GUCACCGGUGUGGAGGGGGGGGUGCAGACGAGGAAGCAAAGCAAAACACUGGAGAAGGACGCUCACAAGUGAACAUGGCAGUCUUCAAGUGAUCGGGGGGCGUUUAUUUAAAGUCUAAAUUAGAUGUUUAUUGGUCAAACAGCAACACGUUUCAUAAGAACUGCCAAGAGCAAAGCAUUUAUCCGAAGGCCGGUUCUCCUCAUCCACGGCCAGUCCAGUAAACGAUCCGUGACCAUGUCCGAGCCGAAGCCCUCCUCGGACGGGAGGAGGCAGCAGAUGGAUGAGAGGGGUGGACACGCAGUGACCAGCGGCCACGCGGGGACCGAGCUCCCGGAAGAAGAGCUGCUCAUCCACAGAGUCCACGCACAGGCGUGCGAGGCAAAGCAGCAGAUGUACGUUGACCCUUCCAGCGGGUAUAAGGUGUUCACGGAGUAUGCCCACCUUCAGAGAGGCAAAUGCUGCGGCACUGCGUGCAGACAUCUUGCGUCCUUUCUGUGGCUGCAUUUGCUUGCACGUUUUCUCCCUCUCAUCACACCUCAGUGUCCGUACGGCCAGAUCAACGUGAAAGACGCUGCCAAGAAGAAGCGCUUCAACUCUCUGUUUUAUGUAUAGACUGAGCAGACAGAGGUAAAAAAGAAGAAGAAAGAUGCCUUUU
Molecule: messenger RNA, 655 nt
Organism: Menidia menidia (Atlantic silverside)
Lineage: Eukaryota; Metazoa; Chordata; Actinopteri; Atheriniformes; Atherinopsidae
Source: the annotation of a GenBank genome assembly